GGGACGGCUGCGGCGCUGAGCCCAGGUCUUUGACCUUCGGAAGCAGCCCCCCUUUAUAUCUCGAGCUGGGUCGGCGCACUCCUUUAACCUCCAAGUCUAGUCGCCCAGCUUUCUGGCGCGCGCUCCUCCCUCCCCCAGCACAGGACAGCGGGGGACCGGGUUUGGGGACGACGGUUCCAUAGUUCAUUGCAGUGGCCACACAGAUCUCACAGACAACACUCACAAUGAAGGGCGGUUAUUACGGAUGCUCACAGGUCACCAAUAAUCAAAACCAGCAGACAACAAGGAUACCAUCAUUGAUCCACAGCAACACUUCCCCUCAGCCAGGAGGCUUGGUUUGCUCAAGCCUGAGACACCCCCUUACCUGCAAAGGCGUGGAGGGUGGUACCCCCAAUGUGACAGGCUGCAACCCCAGUGCUGGCCGUGGCCACGGUGCCCGUGGGAGGCAGUGAGCCCAGGAUACGCUUCAGCAGGGCACAAAGGAGGUGAGUGAGAAGCCGAGAGGCAUGCGGACAGCGGACAAGGCUGGCUGGAUCAAGAAGAGUGGGGGGGGCCUCCUGAGUCUCUGGAAGGACCGCUACUUGCUCCUCUGCCAGGCCCAGCUGCUGGUGUACGAGAAUGAGGAUGAACAGAAGUGUGUGGAGACAGUGGAGCUGGGCAGCUACGAGAAGUGCCAAGACCUCCGUGCCCUCCUCAAGCGGAAACACAGGUUUAUCCUGCUGCGGUCCCCGGGGAACAAGGUCAGUGACAUCAAAUUCCAGGCCCCCAGUGGGGAGGAGAAGGAGGCCUGGAUCAAAGCCCUCAACGAAGGAAUCAACAGAGGCAAGAACAAGGCCUUUGACGAGGUGAAGGUGGACAAGAGUUGUGCCCUGGAGCACGUGACACGAGACCGGGUGCGGGGGGGCCAGCGGCGCCGGCCACCUACGAGAAUUCAUCUGAAAGAGGUGGCCAGUGCAGCUUCAGAUGGGCUUUUGCGCCUGGACCUCGAUGUUCCAGACAGUGGGCCACCAGUGUUUGCCCCCAGCGAUGAUGUCAGUGCUGCCCAGCCUCGGGAACCACUCCGGCCCCCCAUGCCCCCCACCAGGCCUUCCCCAGCGCCUGAGAUAACCAGCCCUGGUGACAGCACGGAGCCACCUGUAGGGGAGAGAGCUCCAACCCCUGUCCCAGAGAGCACUGAGACCCUCCCUGUGGACCAAGAGGACUCGGAGACCCCAGAUGGAGAGGACAGGGGCCCCAAGCAGCCCCCCAACAAGGUCCUGCCUGACAAACUGAAGGUGAGCUGGGAGAACCCCAGCUCUGAGGAGGCCCCUGAGAGCACAGGAGCACCCCAGCUGACCUCUUCUGAGAUGUCAGAGGCUGAUCCCAAGGAGGGCAGGAAGGCCCCUGUACCCCCACCCAAGAUCUUAUCGGAGAAACUGAAAGCUUCCCUGAGUGGUAUGGGUUCUUCUGGGCCAGCCCAGCCUCCUGGGGCCCUCGAGAGCUCUGCCCCAGGUCCAGCCCAGGUCUCAGUGAAUGGCGUGGACAACAGCCUGGAGCCUGCCAAACCAUCCAAGGCUAUGGCUGCACCAGGACCCCAGCAGGAGGAUGUGAGCACAUCGCCUGCACCGCCUCUCCAGGACCAGCUGACUCACUUCCAUCCCCGGUGCUCCUCCCUUGGGGACUUGCUUGGAGAGGGCCUGCGGCACCCACGGCUGUAUCGGGCUGAGCUGGAGGUGAAGGUAGCCUCAGAACAGACGGAACAACUGUUAAACAAGGUGCUGGGCAGUGAGCUGACACCUGUGAGCGCUGAGACCCUGCUCAGCCAGGCUGUGGAGCAGCUGAGACAGGCCACUCAGGUCCUGCAGGACAUCAGAGAUUUGGGGGAACUGGGCCAGGAAGCACCAGGGCUCAGGGAGAAGCGGAAGGAGCUGGUGACCCUCUAUAGGAGAAGCGCACCCUAGGGCCUGCCAGGCCACAGGCAAGUCCCUUUGGCCGCCCCAGUCCAUCAAAGCCCAGCCCUGCUGAGAAAUGUGCUUCUGCUCAAGGCUGUGACAGGGCCAGUAGGCAUGCUGGGAUUUGGCCAGGAACUGCACAGACGUCUGGGUGCAUGCCCUUUCCAUCCUGGUCUGGGCAUCCCAGUGGUUCCAGCUGACACCCAGGCCGCUGCUGGACUGUCUGGUCAGGUCUCCAGGCUCUGGGCUGAGGAGCACAAGCGUGGGACCUACCUGCUGUGUGGCGGUUCUGCCACUCCAGGUCCUUGGCACAGCACCUGGGCUCUCUGGGGGAGGUACCAUCUCUGCAACCACCCUGGGUAGUUUACAUUCCUGACUUCUGA
Molecule: messenger RNA, 2314 nt
Organism: Echinops telfairi (small Madagascar hedgehog)
Lineage: Eukaryota; Metazoa; Chordata; Mammalia; Afrosoricida; Tenrecidae
Gene: PLEKHO2
Product: pleckstrin homology domain containing O2
Exons: 8
Coding region: 507-1940 (477 amino acids)
Biological process (GO): macrophage apoptotic process
Source: RefSeq, a predicted model, not a curated record